AUGUAUUGCCGGAUCGCCUGUCCCUUAUCAUGUCCACUUUUCAUGCUGCUGGGGAAGCUGGUGAUGCUCAUUUCGUCAGAACUUCUGGUGUUGGUUGCUGUAGACAUGCCGCCCUUUGACCAUCUGCGCACGACCGCCGACUGCGACCGAGAGCUGGUCUCCUUCCCACCGCUUUCAUCGGAUGAACUGGACAUAUUGCAAUGGGUAGAAGAUCAGCUCCUGGCCAUCGACGAGGGGUUGGUGACAGACCUCAGCCAGCAGGAGCAGCAUCUGCCCACGCGGGCCUCGAAAUCAGCCAAAGAGGCCCACACAGCCAAGAUCAAGUCCAUUAGGCGCAACUCACGAUCCAGGAGCGUAAACUUCAGCUCGUCUCCGGUGUGCCGCUUCAAGGCUGGCACCCCCUCCCAAAUGUGGGCGAGGAGGACACAGCGCUCGCUGGGCCAAGCCACCACCGGAAGCCUGUUGGCAGCCGACCUGACCGCUGCCCCUGGCUUGCUGGGACCCUUCAGCGAUAUGCUCGGCCUCGCAGCAGACCGGGAGGACGUCCUGGACGCCGUGCCGGAGUGGGGAUCAAUGUUCAAGGCAGCAGGAGGACAGCGCCUGGCGUCCGACCAGUCAGCUUUCAACAGUCAUGCAAACCGCGUCAUCAACCACAACAUUGCAGCCGCUCAGGCGGCUGCAAUGGAGUUCGACGGGACACAGGACCCUGAAGCACAGGUGCAGCUGGCUGUGCAGGUGGUGCAGCACUACAAGACAGCAUCCGAGGCGCAGCAGACCCAGAAGCAGCUCAACGACAUGUCACAGCUGCUGCCCUACAGGGAGGUCAUCCGCCUGGCAAAGGAUGGGGACCCGUGCAAGACCUCCCUCGUCGCCUGCCUCGCUUCUCUCUCCUCCGAGCAGCGAGCGUACCUGGGCGCGGUGCUUACAGGACAGACUCAGUCGGCCAACUGGUCUGGCUCCAUGCGGCCCUUCGCCGCCACGUUGGCCCCCGGGGGGGGCUUCCAAGAGAGCCCCGAGGACAUCACGUGCCUAAUCUGCAACCAGCAGGGCCACUGCUUUCGAACUGCCCACAACUCCAGGCCAUGCCCAGGGACCAGCAGCAGGCAGCGAUCAACAGGGCUUGGGCGCGCUUGCGGGCGGGCGCCCCUGACCCGGCCCACCCGAGCCACCCGGUCCCGCGUUGUCCAACGCGGGGAGCUUACCUGUGUCCUCCUCGCCCACAUUUGGGAGGGGGUGCCAGCCUUGAAGCGGCACGCCGGAGACGAGCUGAAGUUUACGCUCCUGGAUCGCGAGCCGAGCGGCAUCGCGAGUCUUCAGGUCCGGGACGGUCGGGUUGGCUCGAAGGAGCCUCGAACGCUGAGCCUCAUACUUGCGCCUAAUGGACUCGAUCUUGGCUGUGUGGGCCUCUUUGGCUGA
Molecule: messenger RNA, 1416 nt
Organism: Volvox carteri f. nagariensis
Lineage: Eukaryota; Viridiplantae; Chlorophyta; Chlorophyceae; Chlamydomonadales; Volvocaceae
Exons: 5
Coding region: 1-1416 (471 amino acids)
Source: RefSeq, a predicted model, not a curated record